AUGGAGCCAUCUGGGUCCCAGAGGCUUGGGGCCGAGCCCACCUGGUGGGGUAGCGCCCCCCAGUACCAGUACAUGCCCUUUGAACACUGCACCAGCUACGGACUGCCCUCCAAGAGUGGGGACCUGCAGCACAGGCUCCGGAGGGAUGCAGGCCCCCGUCCCAACGCCCGCCCCACACAGAUCUAUGGCCAUCACAAAGCGCAGUUCUCACACAAGGAGCAGGACACGGGGAUGCCCGAGACGAUGGACUCCAGUGCUUCCAUGGACAACAUGGAUGAGGGACACUAUUCUAAAUGUCAAGGUUGUAUCCACCGUCUGGGACUCGUGGUGAGAAGAAAAUUAGGGGAAGACUGGAUCUUUCUGCUGCUUCUGGGGCUGCUUAUGGCUCUGGUUAGCUGGUGCAUGGAUUACGUCAGUGCCAAAACCCUUCAGGCCUACAAGUGGACCUACUACCAGAUGCAGCCCAACCUGCCUCUGCAGUUCCUGGUCUGGGUCACCUUCCCACUCAUCCUCAUCCUCUUCAGUGCCCUCUUCUGCCACCUCAUCUCUCCCCAGGCUGUCGGCUCUGGAAUCCCUGAAAUGAAGACAAUACUUCGCGGGGUUGUCCUGAAGGAAUAUCUCACCCUCAAGGCCUUCGUGGCCAAGGUUGUGGCCCUGACUGCGGGGCUGGGCAGUGGCAUCCCUGUGGGGAAAGAGGGCCCUUUUGUCCACAUUGCCAGCAUCUGCGCCGCUGUCCUCAGCAAGUUCAUGUCCGUGCUCUGUGGGGUGUACGAGCAGCCAUACUAUUACACUGACAUGCUGACCGUGGGCUGUGCAGUAGGAGUCGGCUGUUGCUUUGGGACACCACUUGGAGGAGUGCUGUUUAGCAUCGAGGUCACCUCUACCUACUUUGCCGUGAGGAACUACUGGCGAGGAUUCUUUGCAGCCACCUUCAGCGCCUUUGUUUUCCGAGUGCUAGCUGUGUGGAACAAGGAUGCUGUCACCAUCACAGCUCUCUUCAGAACCAAUUUCCGAAUGGAUUUCCCCUUUGACCUGCAGGAACUCCCAGCCUUCGCAGCCAUCGGGAUUUGCUGUGGUUUCCUGGGAGCUGUAUUUGUGUACCUGCAUCGCCAAGUCAUGCUCGGUGUCCGGAAGCACAAGGCCCUCAGCCAGUUUCUGGCUAAGCACCGCCUGCUCUAUCCUGGAAUUGUUACCUUUGUCAUCGCCGCCUUUACCUUUCCACCAGGAAUGGGACAGUUCAUGGCUGGAGAGUUGAUGCCUCGUGAAGCCAUCAGUACCCUGUUUGACAACAACACGUGGGUAAAGCAUGUAGGCGACCCUGAAAGCCUGGGCCAGUCAGCUGUGUGGAUCCACCCAAAAGUCAAUGUUGUCGUCAUCAUCACCCUCUUCUUCAUCAUGAAGUUCUGGAUGUCCAUCGUGGCCACCACUAUGCCCAUACCCUGCGGAGGCUUCAUGCCUGUGUUUGUGCUCGGAGCUGCAUUUGGAAGGCUGGUAGGAGAGAUCAUGGCCAUGCUUUUCCCAGAUGGUAUCUUAUUUGACGACAUCAUCUACAAGAUCCUACCUGGGGGCUACGCAGUAAUUGGAGCAGCAGCGCUGACUGGUGCGGUAUCCCACACAGUCUCCACAGCUGUGAUUUGCUUCGAACUGACGGGUCAGAUCGCUCACAUCCUACCCAUGAUGGUGGCUGUUAUCUUGGCCAACAUGGUGGCUCAGAGCCUGCAGCCCUCCCUUUAUGACAGCAUCAUCCAGGUCAAGAAGCUGCCCUACUUGCCUGACCUUGGUUGGAACCAGCUCAGCAAAUUUACGGUCUUUGUUGAGGACAUCAUGGUACGGGAUGUGCAGUUUGUUUCAGCUUCUUGCACUUAUGGGGAGUUGCGAAACUUGCUCCAGACCACCACAGUCAAGACUUUACCACUGGUCGAUUCAAAAGAUUCGAUGAUCCUGCUGGGCUCCGUGGAGCGUUCAGAACUGCAGUCCCUCCUGCAGCAUCACCUGUGUCCUGAGCGGAGGCUGCAGUUAGCCCAGGACAUGGCAAGGAAGUUGUCCGAGCUACCCUUCGACGGGAAGGUGCGGCAGGCUGGGGAGGGGCACCGUGGCGUCUGGCCCCAGGGUCGACCUGAGUCCUUUGCCUUUGUGGAUGAGGAUGAAGAUGAGGACCUCCAUGGGAAGCCCGAGCUGCCUCCUCUUCCUCCUCCUCACCCCCUUCCUACUGCUCCACUGCCCCCUGAAGAGCCCAACGGGCCCCUGCCCGGCCACAAACAGCAGUUGGAAGCACCGGAGCUUGAAGGUCAAAGACCCUCCAUCUUUCAGUCGCUGCUGCGCUGCUUGCUGGGCAGAGCUUGCCCCACAAAGAAGAAAAUGACCCAGGAAUCAGAGGAAUUAGUGGAUAACAUGUCACCUGAAGAGAUUGAGGCCUGGGAGCAAGAGCAGCUGAGCCAGCCUGUCUGUUUUGACUCUUGCUGUAUCGACCAGUCCCCCUUCCAGCUGGUGGAGCAGACGUCGCUGCACAAGACUCACACGCUCUUCUCCCUGCUCGGCCUCCACCUUGCGUACGUGACCAGCAUGGGGAAGCUCACGGGGGUGCUGGCCUUGGAGGAGCUGCAGAAGGCCAUUGAGGGGCACACCAAGUCUGGGGUGCAGCUCCGCCCUCCCCUUGCCAGCUUCCGGAGUACAACUUCGACUCGAAAGACUCCUGGGGGCCCAGUCCCUGCUGCAGAGGCCUGGAGCCUGCCUCAGGAUGGAAGUGGGGCCGCUGGGGCAGGGGAUGAGGCACCCGCCUCCCCAGAGCCCCCUGUGCCAUCCGCCUCCCCAGAGCCCCCUCCCUCCUGGGCUCCGGCCAAGGCAGAGAGUGAGCUGGAGGAACUGGAGCUGGUGGGGGCUCCGGGGCCGGAGGAGGAGCUGGCCGACAUCCUGCAGGGCCCCAGUCUGCGAUCCACGGAUGACGAGGAUGAGGAUGAACUGGUCCUCUGAGCGCCUCCCGGACCGCCGCACGAAGACGGUCUAGGUAUCCAGGCCAGAGGGUGGACCCGUGUGGAAGAGGGUAUUUCCUGAAGCUGGAGAGAUCGUACCAAUAUCCGGCCUCUCCUAGGAAUUUUACAAUGUCAUCCUGAUCGUGUUGGAGAAGGAGCCAGAAUCUGGGCAGGAGUAGCCCUGGUCAGUCAUCUGGGCAUGUCCCCCCGUCCCCAGACAGGCGGUGGUUCUAACCCCUGCGAAGGGCCCUUGAUAGUCCACGGGCUUCUUGAGUUUGCCUGUGUGUGGGUGGGGAAUGCCCGCCUCUCCCUGGCCCCCCUCACUCCCCCACAACUUCCCCGUGUUCUUGUUGGCCUUGCCCAGCCCCCGUUAGUUUCCCUGGGGGGUGGGUUAAGGGAGGCCCAGGAUGACUGUGGUCCUGCCAGUGCCAUGUUGGAGGAGGAGGUGGGAUCCCCUCAUGGCCUCAUGGACGGAUGGCCCCAGAAUAUACCCGCAAACUGUCCGCAGCCCCUCCUCUCAGAGCCCCCCACCCCGCCCUCCACUUGCCCACAGCCAUUCCCUGAAAUUUGCCUCCAGACGCCAUCCUGGCUCCCACUAUCUGUCCCCGGGCAGAGCCAUUACUAGGGCGGGAAAAGGCCAAUCCCAUUUCCCCCUCCUUUGUCCUCCAUUUAAGCAGUGAGGCAUGGAUAAAGGGCCUGUGGGGAAACAGCCUGGAAGAGGAAAGGUCGCAGGAAGGCUGUGUGUGAAAGGGGCGGUACCCAACAGUACUGCGGGCAAUGGAUUUACUUAACUCCCUCUGGCAGAAAUUCCUCCCCUCCCACAUCACAGCUUCCUCCCCCUCCAGUUUCCAGGUCACUCCCUCUCCACUGAAGUCCUUGAUCUGUCCUGCCCAAGGGUCAGCUCUGCCCUUGAGGUGCUCUAGCUGGGGCUUCUCCUUCCAAGAGUGGAAGCUCAGGGCAGCUGGGCCACUGGUUCACUCAGAGACUAUACCUUCUUAGGGACUGGUUCUUUGUGUUUCUCUUCUAGGGGUUCAGCGUCAAGAUGGCAGACCUUUUUGAUGCUUCCCACACUUGGGAAGUCAGAUCCUUACCCUCCCCAAACCAGCGACAGGGAGCCUGCCAUCACCCUGCCUUUUCUAUAAGUGGUCCCAGGUGCUCUGAGCAGCCAGAGACCCUUGCUCCCACCCCCAGGGCUUUUGUCCAUCCCUUCUUUUAUGCCUCGUUUAGUUCUGCAGUUGUGCCCCCUCCCCAGCAUUCUCCUCCUUCCCCACCCUGUGCCCGGCCUCCAUCAUCCCCCAAAUAAGACACUCAUAGCCGAAGGUGCCACCACAUUCUGUUUAGUGCCAUUGAACACAGCCUGGAGCCCUCUCCGACAAUACAUCCCUUCCGCCUCCCCAGGCCAAGAGAGAGAGGCUGUAGCCUGGGGACGGGGACUGGCAGUGGGCCUUCGAGCCCAUGCCCAUGUGUAUAUAAUCUAUAAUAUUUAUAUAUAUAUUUAUAUAUAAGUCUCUCUGUAAUAUAUGUCAUAGAAUCUCUCUUGGGCCUGGGUGGAAAUGUCACAUUAAGAAAACAUGCUAAGACUGGCCAUAAAAAUGGAUAUUCCCUAGACCUGGAAGACGGAGUAUGGGAUGUACAGGUGG
Messenger RNA from Mesoplodon densirostris (Blainville's beaked whale), 4609 nucleotides. RefSeq names its product chloride voltage-gated channel 1 (gene CLCN1). Gene Ontology annotation, biological process: transmembrane transport; chloride transport. Lineage: Eukaryota; Metazoa; Chordata; Mammalia; Artiodactyla; Ziphiidae. The record is from RefSeq and is a predicted model, not a curated record. Gene Ontology annotation, molecular function: voltage-gated chloride channel activity. The coding region runs from base 1 to 2970 and encodes 989 amino acids. The transcript has 23 exons. Gene Ontology annotation, cellular component: membrane.